AGCCGGCGUGAGCGGCUCCGGGGCUGCGGCGGCUGCUGCCCCCGGCGCCGGGGGGGGCUGCCCGGCGCCCCGCACGCCCCGCAGCCCGUGGCACAGCCAUGCCCGCUGCAGGCAACGAGCCCGACGGGACCCUCAGCUGCCAGAGACAUGAUGAAGAGGCAGUGAUUGACCAAGGAAGAACCAGCAACAUUGUCAAUAUUCACUAUGAGAGGGAGGAGCUGGAAGGCCACCGGACCCUGUACGUGGACGUGCGGAUGCCCCUGGUGAGGCCGAGCCACCGGCACCACCGGCCCCACAGCCAGAAGCACCGCAGACGGGACCGCAAGAAGAGUCCUGUGCCAGCACAGCAGGGACACCACUGCACCCCAUCCAAGAAGGUGCAGAACAUCAUCAAUUCUGAUGUGGAUGUGGAGCACACCCCCCAUGACUUGUUCACUGAGCUGGAUGAGAUCUGUGUGAAAGAGGACAAAGGUACCGAGUGGAAGGAAUCAGCAAGGUGGCUGAAGUUCGAGGAGGAUGUGGAAGAUGGUGGUGAACGCUGGAGCAAGCCCUACGUGGCGACGCUGUCCUUGCACAGCCUGUUUGAGCUGAGGGAGUGCAUUGUUGAGGGAGCAGUGCUGCUGGAUGUUCAUGCCAACAGUAUUGAAGAGAUUGCAGAUAUGAUCCUGGCCCAACAGAAACAGUCCAAUGAGUUUGAUGGCGACAUGCAGGCGAAGGUUCGAGAGGUGCUUUUGAAGAACCAUCACCAUCUGAACGAGAAGAAACGAAACAACCUUCUCCCAAAUGUCCAUUUGUUUGCUGAUGGGAGCAAGAAACAGGCAGAUGUGCACCUUGACAAGCCAGCCCAGACACCCACCCCUCAUCCUUCCCCCACCACUGCAGAAGCUAAAAAUGGGGUGACCCAUGAGAGUGGCGCCGUGGAUUUGAGCAAGGCUGACCUGCAAUUCAUGAAGAAAAUCCCCACUGGGGCUGAAGCAGCCAACGUGCUCGUGGGAGAGUUGGAUUUCCUUUGCCAGCGCAUCGUGGCGUUCGUCCGCCUGACCCCGGCUGUCCACCUCUCGGGCAUGACCGAAGUUCCCAUCCCAACAAGGUUCCUGUUUGUGUUGCUUGGACCAGAAGGAAAAGCCCAUCAGUACCAUGAGAUUGGCAGGUCCAUGGCCACUAUCAUGACAGAUGAGGUUUUUCAUGAGGUUGCCUACAAAGCCAGGAAAAGGGAAGACCUCGUGUCUGGCAUCGAUGAGUUUCUGGACCAGGUCAUGGUCCUGCCGCCGGGAGGGUGGGAUCCAUCCAUCCGAAUCGAGCCCCCCAAAAACCUCCCUUCACAGGAAAAAAGGAAGAUGCCAGGAGCUCAGGGUGACGAUGCUUCGCACAGAAAGGUGGAGAAACACGGUGGUCCUGAGCUGAAGCAGACAGGAAGGCUCUUUGGAGGUUUGAUCCUGGAUGUGAAGCGAAAAGCCCCGUGGUUCUGCAGCGACUUUCGGGACGGUCUGACCCUGCAGUGCCUGGCAUCCUUCCUCUUCCUCUACUGUGCCUGCAUGUCCCCUGUCAUCACUUUUGGAGGGCUGCUGGGGGAGGCAACCAACAACCACAUAAGUGCUAUGGAGUCGCUGCUGGGUGCCUCCAUGACUGGUGUGGUGUAUUCCCUCUUUGCUGGCCAACCUCUCACCAUCCUUGGCAGCACUGGACCUGUCCUUGUGUUUGAGAAGAUCCUCUACAAAUUCUGCAAGGAGUACACCCUCUCCUAUCUCUCCUUACGGGUGUGCAUUGGGCUGUGGACCACCUUCUUCUGCAUAGUGCUGGUGGCCACGGACGCCAGCUGCCUGGUGUGCUACAUCACCCGCUUCACCGAGGAGGCCUUUGCCUCCCUCAUCUGCUUCAUCUUCAUCUAUGAGGCUCUAGAGAAGCUGAGUCACCUGCAGCAAACCUACCCUGUGCACAUGCUCAGCAACCUUGACUUACUCACCGUCUACUACUGUAAGUGUGAAGCACCAACCCAUCCCAGCAAUGAAACCCUACGUUUCUGGGAGAGCAACAAGAUCAAUGUGUCUAGCAUCACCUGGGAAAACCUCACUGUGUCUGAGUGUCGGUAUUGGCACGGAGAGUUCCGAGGACCUGCCUGUGGACACGACGGCCCCUACACGCCCAAUGUCCUCUUCUGGUGCUACAUCCUCUUCUUCUCCACCUUUAUCCUCUCAAGCUUGUUGAAGCAGUUUAAAACCAGCCGUUACUUCUCAACCAGGGUACGAUCUACAGUGAGUGACUUUGCUGUUUUCCUCACCAUCGUCAUCAUGGUGCUCAUUGAUGUGGUGGUUGGGAUCCCGUCACCAAAGCUUCACGUCCCCCAUGUCUUCAAGCCUACCAGAGAUGACCGUGGGUGGUUCAUCAACCCCAUAGGUCCCAACCCUUGGUGGACAGUGUUGGCUGCCCUCAUCCCAGCUCUGCUCUGCACCAUCUUGGUAUUCAUGGACCAGCAGAUCACUUCUGUUAUCGUGAACAGGAAUGAGCACAAGCUGAAGAAAGGAUCUGGGUACCACCUGGAUCUUUUUGUGGUGGGUGUGAUGCUUGGAGUGUGCUCUGUGAUGGGACUGCCCUGGUUUGUGGCUGCAACUGUCCUCUCCAUCACCCAUGUGAAUAGCCUCAAAGUCGAGUCUGGCCGCUCAGCUCCAGGAGAGCAACCCAAGUUUUUGGGGAUACGAGAGCAAAGGGUCACUGGCUUGAUGAUCUUUGUACUCAUGGGCUGCUCUGUCUUCUUCACUCCUGUGUUAAAGUUUAUCCCAAUGCCUGUGCUUUAUGGGGUCUUUCUCUACAUGGGUGUGUCGUCGCUCGGAGGAAUUCAGUUCUUUGAUCGCUUGAAGCUGUUUUUCAUGCCGGCCAAGCACCAGCCGGAUUUGAUCUACCUGCGGCACGUCCCCCUGAGAAAGGUUCAUCUCUUCACCCUGAUCCAGCUCAUCUGCCUCCUCCUGCUCUGGGCCAUCAAGGUGACCCGGGCUGCCAUCAUCUUUCCCAUGAUGGUUUUGGCUCUGGUUUUUGUCCGGAAAGUGAUGGAUUUCUGCUUCUCAAAGCGAGAUCUCAGCUUCCUGGAUGACCUUAUGCCAGAAAGCAAGGAUAAGAACAACAAGAAGCCAGAUGAUGCCAAAAAUGAAGCCAAAGAAGAAGAGGAGUCCCAGGAGAUGAUGGAAGCUGCUGCUGCUGCAAAUUCAGUUCAGCUGAAACCAGGGAGGAGCAGCGAUGUGGAUGGCCCGAAGCAAAGCAGUGACAGGACUGAUCCUUCCAAGAGUAAUAUCUCAGAGGGAACAUCGAAACCAACCGUAUGGAAGGCUGUGGCUAUGAACACAGAAACACUCUGACUGCAGGGAGGGAAGAGGGGACCUUGACUUUGACGGUGACUCAGGGAUGUGCCAAGGCAGAUGCAGGAAGGAGCUGUGUUGCUUUCACUUUGGAGGAUGCCUGUGGCAGCCAGGCAGGUGUUGUCAGCCACCCUCACUGUGCUUCAGGCCUCCUGUGUCUCCAGCCCCACAGACUGAGGUGUGCUCUCUCUCAGCUGGGCUGAGCUCGGUGUCCUUCAGCUCCGUGUGUUCGUGUGUGUGUUGUUGCAGUUCUGUAGUGGUAGAGGGGCUGCCCCUGCUUUAGCAUUUUUUAAUAUCCAGUUCCUCCUCUCCUUUCCCUUUUUUCUUCUUCUUUCCCCCACCCAAAUAUAAACUCUGAAUGUUCAAACCAAUUUUCUGUUAUAUUUGAUGCAAUCUCCAUCUUCCUCAUCACAACCAGGACUUUGGUUUGGGGUCCUGGCUUUUAAUUCACUCUUGUGUCUCUUACUGGUACCAGAGGGCUGCCUUCCAUGCCAGGGCAGCAUGGAGAGUGAGUGUUGGGUGAAGGAGAAGUAUGUGCUCCCUGUGCUCCAGGUUUAUAUUGCUUUUGGGGCUCUUGUUUUGCUUUGGCUCUGCCAUCAGCUUGGAAGCUGCAGAAAUGGCUCCUUCUUGUCCCCUGGCAUUAAACUUGAUCUGAGGAAGCACUUAGAAUCAAAGACCUUGGAUACACCAUGAGGUUACAGGAGCAGCCAGGUGAGACCUGGGGCUCCAUCCUCUUGGGCUGCCACAUCCAUUGUUCCUCUACUUCCCUUCCUUUUACCUCCCCAGGGCUCUGUGUAGCUUUUUCUUCACCUUCUCCUUGCAAAGCCUCCUCUCUCACAGGGUGAGAUGAGUCAGGAGGAAAGCUGGAAGAUGCCUUUUCCUUGUCCCUUCCCCUGCCCCUCUGCAGGAAACAGUUGUGGAGCAGAGAUGGUUCUUGUGCUCUCCUCACACUCUGGGGAGUCAUUGGGCUGUGGUGUCAUGGCCAUGGAGCCUGGAAGGAGAGGACAACCCAGAGGGAAAGGUCCCCUUGCAAGUCUCUCACCUUGCUGUGGGCUUAGCCUGUGUUCCAGACUCUUGGUGUCCACAGCCUGUGCCUGAACCCUUGUGCCAUCAGCACUCACUGUGGGAACUCUGUUGGGCAUCAAACCACCCUCAAAUGACAAGGAAAAGUCAUUUCUCCUUGUGAAUAGGUGGGGAAAAGAAAGUAUAAGCUCCCUGUGUGAGGAUGAAGGUGGAGUAUUGCCAAGCAGGGCCACACUCUGUGGCUUUUGGGGGAUGGGGUUAGCAAAGUGGAGGUUGGCAGCGUGGCACAAUGAGUGUCAGAGGGUGAGGAGGCUGGUUUACAGAAUCACAGAAGGGUGAGGGUUGGGAGGGAGCUUUAGAGCUCAUCCAGUGCAACCUCCCUGCAGAAGCAGGGUCACCUAGAUCAGGUCACACAGGAACGUGUCCAGGUGGGUGUUGAAGAGCUCCAAGGAAGGAGCCUCCACAGCCUCCCUGGGCAGCCUGGGCCAGGGCUCCCUCACUCUGUUUGACCCUUCAAAUAAAGGAGGAAAAGCAAAGGCUUGGUAGAGAUGAAAGGUGCAAAGGUGCAAAGCCUGGGUUCACCUGCUGCUGGCCUGGGUCUGGCUCCCAGCACAGGGCUUGUGCUCACCACAGAAUCCCCAAAUGAUGGGGGCUGGAAUGGCCCUGCAGAGCUGCUCCAGCCCCAGCCCCUGCUCCAGCAGCUUCCCCUGGCUCAGGGGGCACAGGAACGUGUCCAGGGGGGGUUGGGAACCUCCUGAGAAGGAGCCUCCACACCCUCCCUGGGCAGCCUGGGCCAGGGCUCCCUCAGCUCAGCACCAAAGCACUUGCUCCUUGUCUUUAAGUAGCCUUUUCCACAUGCUUCUCCCUCCCCAGAGGGUGAAGGUCCUGGUGCAGGACCUGAUCAACCCCCUGUUUGGAAGCUAAACUUCAAUUCCCAUGGAUUCUGAGCACGAAGCCCGAGCUGGGUGUCGUGGUACCAACCCUGCUCCUGCCCCAGUGGCAUCAUUUGGCUCCAAAUCCAGGAAAAUGCUCGUGUUCUCUAUUUUCCUCUCCAAGAAGUGAGAGCCAGACUGGACUCUGCUCCCUCCUGGCACACACCUGGGCCAGGGGCUGAGAUGAUUUUCAGCACAGAUCUCUCCAGCUUAGAACCAAACCCACCCCAGAAGGAACACGGAGGCCUCAGACUUGGCAGCUUCUGUGGCAUUUCCUUAGUUAAGAAGCAAAGCAGCUCCCUUGGCAUGCCCCAGCCCAGCCCUCUCCUCCUUUUCAGCCUUAGGUUUGGCUCUUUGCAGGGCUACCCUUUGUUUUUCUUUCUCUAAUUGUGUUGUGAAGCAAAUGGAAGCUGAGGUCUUGUCUAAUGAGGUGACUCUGACCUCACCUGAGGCCACUCGUGGGUCCUGGCACUGUGGCUGCUGCCCCCCCUUUAAAAACCAUCCACAACCCCUUUGUUAUGGGGGGGAUUCAAUAUUUCCCUGUGCAGACAAAACAUAUGCUGGGUAGAAAGGGAAAAAACCCUCUCCAAGGUGUUCCUGGAGUCACUUUAGGACUGAAACAAUCAUAUCCUUGAAGUUACCAGUGACAAAACCCCUGUCCCAUCAAGGUGAGAUGGGUGCUGGGUGUUUUCCUUGUGUCUGGUGCCUUAAAACAGCUCCCAGAUUGCCUGUGGGCCCCUCCAAAAGGUUUCUUAAAAUGAAGGGAAUGGGAACCCAUAAGAAGGGGGAUAAAAAAAAGACAUCAAAAGGUGCUGGCACGUUAUGAUUUGUUGACAAUGGUUUUCUUUCCCCCCUUUCCCCAGUGUGCUGUGUGGAGAAAUACAGAGAUUAUUUUUGUUUCAGAGAUGCUGAGAUCUAUUUAUUUUAUU
Colius striatus (speckled mousebird) is the source of this 6231-nucleotide messenger RNA. RefSeq names its product solute carrier family 4 member 8 (gene SLC4A8). The record is from RefSeq and is a predicted model, not a curated record. Gene Ontology annotation, molecular function: monoatomic anion transmembrane transporter activity; solute:inorganic anion antiporter activity; sodium:bicarbonate symporter activity. Gene Ontology annotation, cellular component: plasma membrane. The coding region runs from base 99 to 3347 and encodes 1082 amino acids. Lineage: Eukaryota; Metazoa; Chordata; Aves; Coliiformes; Coliidae. Gene Ontology annotation, biological process: regulation of intracellular pH; bicarbonate transport; monoatomic anion transport. The transcript is spliced from 25 exons.